AUGGAAAACAAGGAGUUUCUACUACCUUUUGCAUUCACAAAGUCAUCAUCAUUCAAUGGUACAAACAAUUUAGAUACUACCCCGCGCAAAAAGGAAGUGAUUGAUGAAAACGCAAGUAGUUUCUACCAUACCAGAAAAACAGUAUAUGCUUUUGAAAAACCAAAGUUACAAGUGAAACCGCCUUCAUUAAAGCGUAGAAGAGGGGAAAGUUUUAAUGAUAAAUGUGAUGUAAAGAAAAUCAACUAUCAAGAUAAAGAAGAAGAAGAAGAAGAAGAGGAGGAGGAGGAGGAGGAGGAGGAGGAGGAACAAACUGGCGCUAAGUUAAUCGACACUGAUGAAGCCGGGCCGCAUGAUUCAUUACCACCUAGUAGUCCCCCGGCUUUGGAGCUAGACCAGAACCCUACACCAUUGAUGUCCGAAUUUGACUUUUGGACUAAUCCAACUACAAGUUUCCAAGUUCCCAAAUCACCGGUAGCAAAGACACAACUUGUUUCAAAAAUUUAUACCUUGCCUCAAAAAGAAUUGAAUUCAGACACAGAUUUUGGUAUUGACCGGUUUAAUCGAUACCAAGGCAGUUUCAAUGAAACAAAAAGGGACUCAGAUUUCUCAUCCACCGGCGAAGACAGUAAUUUAAACCAGCACUAUAAAGCGCAAAGUUUCAAUAAAGCUAGAAGCAUCAUACUUGAUGCUUUUGAAAAUUUCAAAAGUGAUAUAGAUUUGCAAUCAAUGAAUUUAUAUCGAAUACCUGAUGAGGUGAAAGAUUUAAACAAUUUAGUCAUUUUCAAUGACUUUGAUCAAGAUGAUCAAAGCAACGAUACUUCUAUACAGUCUCCUUACCAGCUAUACGUUGGUAAUAACAACUUGUCGGAAUUACCCCCGUCAUUAUUCAAGUUCAACAAGUUGCAAGUCUUGUCACUAAGACAAAAUAACCUAUCUUAUAUCCCGCCAUUGAUUGGGCAACUAACAAACUUGAUUGAUUUAUCGUUGAGCUCAAAUAAAAUCAAGUUCUUUCCCUUUCAGUUGUUAAGUUUACAAAAGCUAUUUACUCUAACAACUAGACCAAAUCCAUUAAUUGAAAAGCCCAAAGACGCUAUUGCCAUAUCCGAGCAGAAUGAACCAACUGCAUCAACAUUACGUACAACAGAUAAUAACCAUCGAUUCAAAUUGAGGGCACGGACCCCAAUUAAAUACUUGACCAAAAAACGAGCUAACAUAGUUUCACUAAGGGCCCUAUGUCUCGACAUUAUUGCUAAUCAUGAUGUCACCUACCAGGAAACAAAAGGCUGGAAAAAAAAUACCCCGAAAAUAUACCAUGGAUUAAUCAUUGAAGCUAUUAGAAAAGGGAAAUUUAAAGACAUGUGUAGUGAGUGCAGUUUAAUUGUGGUUGAGCCAGUGGCCGAAGUUUACGAAUGGUGGGAUAUCUUAUCCAAUAAGGAUGUCACUAUUCGUAGACAAUUUUGUUCAGGGAAUUGUAUAGAAAAAUACCUACUGAGUCGUAAUUAA
Messenger RNA from Lodderomyces oxycetoniae, 1503 nucleotides. RefSeq lists its product as uncharacterized. The transcript has a single exon. Gene Ontology annotation, biological process: signal transduction. Lineage: Eukaryota; Fungi; Ascomycota; Pichiomycetes; Serinales; Debaryomycetaceae. The coding region runs from base 1 to 1503 and encodes 500 amino acids. The record is from RefSeq and is a predicted model, not a curated record. Gene Ontology annotation, molecular function: protein binding.